Molecule: messenger RNA, 2083 nt
Organism: Cyanistes caeruleus (blue tit)
Lineage: Eukaryota; Metazoa; Chordata; Aves; Passeriformes; Paridae
Source: RefSeq, a predicted model, not a curated record
GUCGGUGAGAAAAAUCAGCUGCAUGUUAAGGUCUCAGAAGCAACAAUGAGAAGAAACUAAUGGACCACACAGCUGAACUCGGGGACUGCAUGGGAUGGAGUCUCCUAAAUUGAGAUAAUUCCCACUUUGCAGUUACAUCUGGGCCCUUCGUGGGGACAGAGAGGAAGGGGAGCUCCAGGGACAUCCCUGCAGUUCCCUGGUGUGCAGGAGCUGCCUCGGGAUCAGCCAUCAGGACUGGGAUCCCCACGGGAGCGGCUGCUCACCCCAGAAGGAGAAUUGAAGACCAGGGCACGCUGGAGCUGCUGCUGCUCCUCUCCCAAGCUCCUGGGGUGAGGAAGGCUCCUCUUCUUGAGCCUGGUAACUGAGUGAAUCUUCCCCAGCCUCAGCACUCCUUGGGAUGAAUCCGAGUGGGAGUGGUGCCAUUCCCCGGCUGGAAGAGUGACACGCACAUCUUGCCAGCCACCGCCACUGAGGCUGGCGCUGAUUCCUUCUGCUGAAGAUGGCUCUGAACUGGUCAGUUCUGGCUGUGAUCCUUUUCUUGCCAAUCAGUCUGGUUGAAGUGUAUGCAACUUACAACAGGGUGAGUGUAGAGGCUGGCCAUGAAGCUGUGCUGAGUUGCCCCAACAUCUACAGUGCAUCUUUGCUGAUGGUGAUAUGGAAGAGGAAUUGCAGCAGUUGCUGCCUGCUGUCUUAUAGAAGGGAUCUCAAUAAGACAAGCAGGCUGAACUGCAGUGAGAGGAUCACAUGGAAAUAUUCACCUGCCAGUGACCUUGAGCUUCGUAUUUACCCCGUGAACCUCGGGGAUGAGGGAAAUUACACCUGUGAAAUUGCCAGCAGUGAAGGGAAUUUUCAUUUUUUCUUUUCUCUGACUGUGACAGUCCCUCCUAUGGUGACUCUGACCCAUGACAAGAGCAGGGUGGCUGUUUGUCAGGCAUCUGCAGGAAAGCCACCUGCUGACAUCUCCUGGAUCCCUGCAAGCAAUCACAGCUCUGAGGAAGAAUUCCACCACCCCAAUGGAACAGUGACCAGAGUGAGCUACUUUGGCUGGGCCCACAGCUCAUUUCCCUCUGUCACCUGCCUGGUCACCUACCCAAACAAGAACCAGACUCUGGUCAUGGACCUGAGAUACACGUACCAUAGGCUUCUCUACAUCCUGGUUGGAGCAGCUACAGGUGUCAGUGCUGUCACUGGUGUGGCUUUAUGCUUGAUUUUCAGGUGCAGAGCUUGCUGGUUACGUAAACAGGCACCUGGCCCAGCAGAACACUCUACAACUAAAACCUGCAACUUCCCACCUUCACGUGCAAGAAGAGAAGCAGCCAAGCCUCCUGACUUUUCAGAGAGAAUCUAUCAGAACUACAGCCCAAGAUCUGUUUAUGUAUGCUUAUAACAGUGUAGGCACAAGUAGCCAGCUCAGCUGCUAAUGAUACUCAGCUACUCGAACUUGUACUUCAACUCUUGAGCCUCUGACCUUACCCACAAAAGCCUUUGUCUUUCCUGACCUGACGAUGGUGGGGCAGAAAGACCCAUUUUAGUAAGUUUUUUUCUCGUUCUCUAAAUAUCAGUACAGCUCUAGAAAAAGUUGGAACUUUUAAAGAUUGAAUUAGGGAAAUACCUUAAUUUUCUUUGAAAGUGGACUCUGAUGUAUGUGCUGCCUUUCCUCAAAACUAUAAUGGACAUAUUUCUGUGCCAGAGUAAAAGACUGCUGGUGAAAAUACAGCACUUUUCUGUCCAUUUUGGCAACUGGAUUCUCUUUAAAGUUCUGUGUGACAUGGGGCACCUCAAAACAUAGAAGGUCAAAGCAAUACAUCUAACAGAAAUGCAGAAAUAAGAGAUUUUUAGGGUUCUUUUUUGGUUGUUUUGUUUUCUGAGUAGAUGGUUGUACCUGACACAUGAUGAGCUAGUAUUUGACAUCUUUGUCUAUUUUUGAAUUUUUAAUGUAUCUCUUUUGCAAUUAAUUUUUCUGUUUGCAUUGAUAAUUGAUGGAAAAUAAAACCAAUUUGCUAUCAUACUGGAUAUGGAAAUGAGAAACAGCAAUGGAUAAUAUUUGGACACUCUUUAAAGUAAAUGCACAAAAAUGCAAAUA